Messenger RNA from Fusarium subglutinans, 1905 nucleotides. RefSeq names its product aaa atpase domain protein. The transcript is spliced from 3 exons. The coding region runs from base 1 to 1905 and encodes 634 amino acids. Lineage: Eukaryota; Fungi; Ascomycota; Sordariomycetes; Hypocreales; Nectriaceae. The record is from RefSeq and is a predicted model, not a curated record.
AUGACGCCUAUGUUCUUUACUAUAAUGAACAUGUCCGCCACUAUUCUGACUCAUGGAAAGAGAAUAUUGCAGUAUUCCUUGACAUCCAGGGACCAGCCUCAACACAAACUAGCAAUUGCCGUCGACCAGGAUGCAGUUGACCUUGAUACUCACGGCACUUCGCUAGAGAAGGCCUAUAUCUCACAUUUGCGCGAAGGGCGGGUUAUCAGCGAAGAUCUUGUUGAGAAACGCAAGCUCUUAGCUGUCAACUGUGCAAUGCGGGUAGCUGAGGACGCUCUGGACCGUUCCGUGAACAGCAAACCUCUUGAUAGAAGAGCAGUCAAGAUUCCUUGUCCGAACCCCGGGUGCGACCGGUCACUACAAUGCAGCUGGAUCUGUGAAUCUUGCCAUUCGACGAUCGAGUAUGGUGUCGUUGAUAGUCUUCUCUACUGUGGUUGCGGAGCCAGCAGUUGCGAUAAAUGGGAAUUCCAGUGCAACGAUCCCAACCACGGCUCAGACUGGAAUCAGUACGAAAGCGAGGAGCUUCUCCAAAAGCUCAAAGCGCUAGAACCGUUCAAAGAUCUCAAUAUCCUGUUAUUAGGCGAGACAGGCGUUGGAAAAUCCACGUGGAUUAACGCAUUCACCAAUUAUCUCACCUACGACUUCAUUGACGAUGCGUUAGACGCCGAAAACAUAAAGUGUGUCAUUCCGUGCUCUUUCCAAACACAGACGGUUAUUGACGUUAAGUCUAUCGAAACGGAGAUUAGGAUUGGCUCGAGUCAAUCAGAGAAGGAUGGCUCUGGAGGACAAUCGGCCACGCAGUCAACCGAAGUGUAUACCGUUGACAUCGGUCAGACGCGUGUUCGACUCAUAGACACACCUGGCAUCGGAGACACUCGUGGUGUUGACCAGGAUAACUCCAACAUGAACGAUAUCUUAACAGUCCUUCACACUUACAACAACCUCCAUGGGAAACCUAUGGCUUUCAUCUCCGAGAAGAUCAGCGCAAGCAGCGACGUAAAUAAUGUUGCCAUCAAGGAGCUUCAUGACUUCGAACUCACGCGCCAAGAGCUCCAGGAGCGUCUCUUCAUACAUGUAGAAACGCUCAGGUCUGAAAAGGUCGACAAGCCUCGAACAGUCUGUACACACGAUGAAUGUGUGGAAAUUUGCACCGAUUUCGAAGGCAAAACAGACACUGCCACCACGAUCUUCAAGACCGUGUGCCAUCCAGGCUGCUCCCUCAACAGCGUCGAUCGAAACAAGAAGGGUCACCCGGAGUUGCAGAGGUGCUGGGCAAUGGCAGCAGACGGCAUGUGUCAUCAGUGUGGUCAUUGUUGGAUGGAUCAUAUGCACAUCUACUACACAUAUGUGCCAACGACCUAUCAGCACCGAGAUGCGGCGAUAGACAGGGACCUGACGGAAAAUGCCGGCAUCAUACAACUCAAAGAGGAGGCUAUCCGGAUGAAGAGGGAGGCAAUACAGGAAUUUAGUCUGGAAUAUCGACAGAUUGAAGAGGCUGCCAUCCAAUUUGGCUUUUUCCUCAAGAGGCAUGCAAUCGCUCCAUACAACGACGCUAUUGUCGAGUACCUUGAUAUGCUUAUCGACCAGGAGCGACAGAAGAUAGUGGAAGUGCUUGAGAAAGCCAUGAAGCAGGGCGACGAGUCCAAACUUCUGGAUAACAAGGGUGUGGCGCAGCUGGUCGACAGCCUUUACGCACUGCCUCACUUUGGAAAUGACCUCCGAAACAUCGUCAAGAUACAGGAGAGCGCCGCUGAGCUUUCGUAUCGAGAGCGGUCCUAUAAUGUCUCAGGUGGAGUUGGCUUUCAUCGUCGACGACGAGCGAACCGGGCUCAGAAGGAGGAAGCUGGAAAUGCAGAUCGUUUCCUGGGGAGCUUGAUAGAGGAGGCCAACCUGGGGGGCGCGUAG